AUGCCGCGCUACAAGACGGAGUGGUUCGAUUCUCUAGUUGCAGCAGCCGGGUCUCUUCUGAAUGAAAGUCCGUCCAUCUCAACGGACGAGGCCUGCCAGAAACUCGAGUCCAGUGUUCCCGAACAGCUCACUGCCCGACAGUUAACAGGCUCAGCUGGGAGAUACAUGAUCAAGAACUUCACCACCCGCACUCCCCAAUCUCAUACCCGGCAACAAUUCACCCUAGCAGUGCUCGCCUGCCUACUUCUUCCUUACCGAAUCCGACCCGAGCACGAUACAACAAGCGCAAGCGAAAACAGUUCAGAAAACGAAAACAACGAGGACAGCCUCCCGUUAACCAAGCGCCUCGUUCGCUCCGUAGCACGAGCUAUCUCCCCCGUCCUCCCCAAACCAAACCACGGGAACCCAGAUGACCUCGAUGACUCCAGCGCCAACCAACAACUCCGCACUCAGCUCACCACGCAAUGCCUAGCCGCCGCCGACGCAGCCUUCAAAAUCUUCGAGCUCCUCGCCGCGCGUGAUCCGGAAAUCCUCGAUAACACUGACGUCCUCCUCACGCUCAUCGCUUACACCAAUCCCGGCGAGGAGUGGACGACUCCCGAUCUAGCGGCCCGCGCCACACUGCUUCUGAAGCAGCACUUCGAUUCCUUUGAAGAGUCAAGCUCCAAAAAGCAAGACUUCAUAACAACCACUGUCCUCCCCAGCUACCUCCGCCCGCUCUUCUCCAAGUCCUCCCCUCAAUCAUCGAUAACCCCCUCAGGCCGGCCCUCCGCCUAUGGCGCCAACCCCGACGCCCGUCCCUCUGGCCUGCCCGACGACUCAAGCGCGACCAAACCGUGGAAAUUCGUCGACCUGCACGCCGUUACCGUGUUCGAGUGGACCGUCUCCGAAGCGGACGGAGAGACGACCAUCACCAAGUCCUGGCCGCUGUUUAUUCCCGUGGUGUUGACGCUGGCGGAUGAUAACUCCACCUAUGUCAGAAAGAGGGGACUGGUGAUUCUGGGGGAAUUCUUGGACAAGUUUCCGAGUAGGAUUCUGAGCGAUACGGGGCUGAACAAAGUGUUUGAGGACACGGUGCUACCUAGUCUGAGUUAUCUGCCUAGUAUCACGCCGGAAGAGGAGUCGGCGGAGUUGCUUGGGCCGGCGUAUGCGGCGUUGAGGUAUUUGGCAGGGAAGUUGUCUGGGGAGGGAAAGAAGAAUAAGUUGUUGGAUAGGGUAGUCAGGGAGGGAAUACUGCUGGGGUAUUUCCAUGCGAAGGAGCAUGACAUUAUCCCCAUGCUCUCAACAAUCUUAACCGACCCUUUCGCCUCCCUCCAUCAACCAACCUUGCUAUCCGCCAUCAGAGCGCUCCAGGCCGUUCUCGCAACAUGCUGGCCUCGGAUUCCCAACUCGCCUUGGCAGGACGAGAUUAUUAAUUCCCUGGUGCUCUGCUGGCUCAAUCUUGGCACCUCCAGUACUUCGGACAACUUCCUGGCGAUCAGACAGGCACUCGUCCACGCAGCAGACGCACUCGCCGCUGUCCUAGCUACGGAGGAAGAGGAGGGUAAACCGGCCAUCAAUCUCUCAAAAGUCGUGGCACCGCUAGUGGCGAAAGAGCCCUCUCUUUCCCAGCUUUUCUCCGCAACGGCGUCGAACAAGGAGGGACAAGACUCGGGGUUGGAGUCCUAA
Messenger RNA from Sordaria macrospora k-hell, 1668 nucleotides. RefSeq lists its product as uncharacterized. NCBI's taxonomy places the organism in Eukaryota, Fungi, Ascomycota, Sordariomycetes, Sordariales, Sordariaceae. The record is from RefSeq and is a predicted model, not a curated record. Gene Ontology annotation, cellular component: nucleus; TTT Hsp90 cochaperone complex; cytosol.